AUGCGUUUCUCUCUUGUUGUUGCCACGCUUUGCGCCCCCUCGGCUCUUUCUUUUCCUUGGUUAGCACCAGGGGGACUAGAUGCGCUGCUCAACCACCCAGAAGCGCGUACAGAGAUUGAUCGUCGCUUGAAAGAGCACCAAGCUGGCCAAGCAGAAAAGAGGCGUGAGCCCCGGCAGCUCAAGACUGGCGUCGUGGGUGGCGUGGUGUCUUUGCUUGGAGGCACAGUCGAAGCUGUCCUCGACAAUGUUGUAGGCUUGAUUCCGACCAACAAAGCCGUCAAGGGUUUGCAGAAGUUCCCUGAAGCUUCUCACCCGUUCAAAGCUCCUGGUAAAACUGACCAGCGAGGCCCCUGCCCUGGUCUCAACACUUUGGCCAACCACGGAUAUAUUCCCCGAAAUGGCAUUGCGACUAUCGGUCAGAUCCAGGCCGGCACUGCAAAGCUCUUCAACAUGGGCGCAGAUCUUUCCGCCCUCCUCGCCGUUGGUGGUGCCGUUGACGGUGGCGAUAUUCUGUCCCAGAAGAUGAGCAUUGGAGGCCCCGAUAACCGUGUCGGGCUUCUGAAUGGAGCUUUGAACAAGAUCUUCGGCAAGCCAUCUGGUAUCGCUGGACAUGGAAAAUUCAACGAAGGCGACGCGUCUGCUACACGUGAAGAUUUCUACCUCAACGGCGACAACAUUUCAUUUAAGUCCGAGCUCUUCAAGCAGAUGCACCAACAGGCUCUCGCUAAGGGUGAUGGUACUUACAACGUCGAUGCAAUCAAGGAACACUUCAAGAACCGAUACAGAGACUCCAAGGCCGCGAACAAGCAGUUUUACUUCAACCUCCCUAGUGCCGCAGUUGUCAUGGGCGCAUACUACUUUGUUCCUGGCUUCUUCUCCAAUGGAACCAUUGGUGCCGGCGGUAUCGCUAACGAGGCUUCUAUUACCUCUUUCUAUGGCGCCAAGCCAAAGCGAAAGAACGCUUGGAAGGAUAAGGACCUUGACUAUACCCAUGUGCCUGAGCGCAUCCCCGAGCAGGGCUGGUAUCGACGCGCUACACCCAUGACUAUCCCCGAGGCUGUUGGUGGGAUUCUUGACGUCUACCUUUACGCUCAACCCGCUCUGGGAGGAUCUGGCGCUGACGGCAGUUGGGUCGUUGGUCCACUUGACUUGCCCAAGGAUCCUCAAGGCCUGAGCUGCUUCUUGUACAAUGCAAUCUUUGCCAACUUCCCUGCUGAGCUCUUCAACUCCGUUCGACUCUUACAGUCAGUUCUCAAUGGUGUCUCAGAUGCGCUUGUUCCCGGAUACAAGGCUCUCGGCUGCAAGGUCGAUUUUCCCGAUGCCAAGGGCUCUUCGGCGAGUAACAAGUUCGCUGCGUACGAGAAGAAGUACGUUGGUCCUGCCAAGACAAAGGCUGUAGGCAGUGAUGGCGUGUUGUUGGUAUGGGUUGACGGCCUUGCUGAUGGCAUGAAGAGAGUAGACGACUGCCCAUACAAGGUUAUCAUCUUCCAUAUCCUUUUUCAUGUCGGUGUGACGAUAAUAUUCCGUCCGUUCAUCGCCAUGCCACGGUCAAGCCGAUUGAUGACACUGACAUCUCCAGACAGUCACCCCUAA
Molecule: messenger RNA, 1593 nt
Organism: Fusarium redolens
Lineage: Eukaryota; Fungi; Ascomycota; Sordariomycetes; Hypocreales; Nectriaceae
Exons: 5
Coding region: 1-1593 (530 amino acids)
Molecular function (GO): peroxidase activity
Source: RefSeq, a predicted model, not a curated record